CCGCUCGGGGUUCACAACCACUUUGGUGCUGUCCCAGCAGUCGCUCCUCUGGGCGCAGUACGGGCCAUUGAUACUGCUAAGUGCAGCCUGGCGGCCGGGCGUCUCACAGCAGCCCUUCGGAGAGAAAUGGACUCGGAAAUCAAGGAAGAAGUUCCUGUGCAUGAAGAAUUUAUUUUAUGCUGUGGAGUUGAAACCCAGGUUCUAAAAUGUGGGCCCUGGACUAACCUCUUCAAUGAGCCAAGAGCCAACAAACCUAAGCUGCUUAUUUUUAUUAUUACAGGUAAUCCAGGUUUUUCUGCCUUUUAUGUGCCAUUUGCAAAGGCUUUGUACUCCUCAAUAAACGGACGCUUUCCGGUUUGGGUUAUCAGUCAUGCUGGGCAUGCUUUCGUCCCCAAAGGCAAGAAGAUUCUUACAACUUCAGACGAUUCAAAGGCUCAAAAAAUCAAUGACAUCUACGGACUACAAGGUCAAGUGGAACACAAGCUAGCUUUUUUGAGAACUCAUGUGCCAAAGGAAACAAAACUUGUGGUCAUUGGCCAUUCCAUAGGCUGCCAUAUUAACCUUGAGAUUCUGAAGCUUGCUCCUGAACUCCCAAUAAUUCGUUCCUUUCUGCUCUUUCCAACAAUCGAGCGAAUGUCUGAGUCCCCGAACGGCAGGAUCGCCACUCCGCUUCUGUGCUGGCUUCGAUAUGCUCUCUAUGCUUUUGCCUACCUUUUACUUAAACCGUGGCCUGAGAAAAUCAAGUCCUUUAUGAUCAGAAUUGGCCUUCGAAUGAUGAACCUACAGAAUGAAUUUUCGGUCCUGAAUGUAUUAGAACCAUUUUGCCUUGCUAAUGCUGCCUACCUUGGGGGCCAAGAAAUGAUGCAGGUGGUGAAGCGAGACAACGAAACCAUAAGGACAUACUUACCUAAGCUUACAUUUUACUAUGGAACUAUAGAUGCUUGGUGUCCAACGGCAUACUAUGAAGACAUAAAGAAAGAAUUUCCUGAAGGAGAUAUUCGACUCUGUGAGAAAAAAAUCCCUCAUGCUUUUAUCCUCCGUUUUCCGCAGGAAAUGGCUGACAUGGUAGCUGACUGGCUAAAGGAUGAUCUGUCCAAAAUCUAAGUCCUGACCUGCAGGAACAUGACUGGGAACUAGUCCAUAGCAGCAGUGGCUGUGCCUUCUCUUAGUAACACCCUUAGUAGAUAAGUGUUCAUUGUUAAUGUUUGAUAUUAGACAGCAAAAACAAAAAAGAACCUCUUGGCUUGUUAUCAGCUCCCAGCUAGCUCCCCAUACCACCGGCUGAAGUAAACACAAUGAAAUACACCACAGGUUUAACAGCACAUUUUCCAAGACUCAGGGAACACAGUGAUCAGUGACCUAAACAAGACCCCUUAUGUUUGCACGAGAUACCCCAGUGGCACCCUGCAGUUGAUUUUCGUAGGCAGGAUCCCUGCAGACCAAAGGAAGUCUAAAUUUAGUUGAUUUUAAUCCAAUUACCAUGUGGAGUAGGCUCUCCUAGAGGAAAUUAUGAAACACGCACUAGGAAAUGUGAAAGAGAACAGUGAAUGUGAAGAGUAGAGUCAGAUACGUGAGUGUAUGAAAUCAUGAGGACACACAUUCCAGUAGCAGGAAGAAAUGAGUAGUGGAUCUCGGACGUGGACCUAGGUCUCCCUUAAAGACAGAAGCUGAAGAAGAGUCUGGACUCACUUUGAGGUCAUCAGAAUCCAGCUGGCUACCAGCACAGCCUACGUGCCCCCCGCACCCCGAUACUACCUUGUAGCAUGUCAUGAACCACAGGCAGAGCCAACAUCAGAGGCACUGCUUGUCUGCAUCUCUGAGAAGCUUCCCUGAGGAGGAGUGAGAUUUCCUGAUUGCUCUUCAUCAGACAGAAUAAAGUUCACCAGACAUUCCUUGGGCCAAGGAACUCGGUAAGAGUUGUUGACUGCACCUCCCGCCACGAGACAGCCCCGAAAUCUGUGCUGAGCUCCAGCCUGCCAGGCUGUGAGCUCUUGGCAGGCUCCUCUCCUGCGGGGCCAGGAUGCAGAGGCCUGGGGUGUCCCAAAGCCAGCGUGUACCUGCCUCAUGGAGUUGCUUCUGCUGUGAUUUUUCCAGUGAAACUACACUGAGGACCAGCUAGGAGCCAAAUACUAUGCUAGGCAUCAAGGAGCGAGUUCUUGGCUGUGUCAUGAUUCUUUUCUUCUGAAAAAUCUUCCAGUAAGUAAUUUUUAAGAGGGCAUCUUUCAAUCGGUGAAGAGAGAAUUACCAUAAAUGAGUUCUGCAUUUCCACCCUGGCUUUGUUAGUGGGAAAGAAAUUGUUUGACUGCUGAACCAAAACAGGCCAUGAUGGAUUAUGUAAAUUCACCUUCUCCAGAUGCCUUGAGGUCCAGUAGAGAAGACGCUUGUUCUCCAGCCUAGAGUAGGCCCACAAUAUUUCUGCCUUCCCUAGAAUCACUCAAUCCUGGGACCCUAAGAGCCAAUAAUUCCCACUGACAGCAGUGAUAGUUGACAGUUGAUCAGAAACAUUCAGUUUUCCACUAGAGGAGACCCCUCAUGGUGUUAUCAUUCCUUAAGAACAAGAGGUUGUUGUCCUUCCUUUCAAAGCCUAAAGCCCCAGUGAAAGAUUGAGCUCUAAUAUGCUGCCAACCCAGUGGUGAGUAUUGAGCGAGUUACUGUCCCUUAGCAUGGCUUCUGCAUCCGAACAAAUGACUUCUCGGAGGGGAAGAGUCAAGCCCCAGGCAAGGAGUGCUCUUGGCCCUGGAGAGAAGCCAGGAGACACACAUUGGCACAGGCCGGCACAUAUAGUCCUGAUCAGCCUCUGUGUGGAAGGCCUUCUGGAAAUCUGAUGUUAGAAGCUUAGGAUUCCUGUCUCCAAAGUGCCUUUUGUAUAGGAGAUGCUCGGUCGUACUGACUUGAAGCCCUCGAGCAAGUCGUGGGGGAAUCACACCUACUCAGAGAAGAACAGCCCCGGCUUUCCUUUCAGCAUAAUUUAUAUUAUUUCCUAUUUCACAAGUCCACGUGUAUGACAUUGUGUCUUAUUUUGGUUUAUCCGAGCCUAAAAAAUGGUAAAAAGUAAAAUGAUAAAGUGAACGGUAUGGGCUCAUUUUCUGUUUAUCAUCUGAUCACCAAAUGAAUUUUCAAAAUAAAUCUUUUACCAGCA
Molecule: messenger RNA, 3139 nt
Organism: Neogale vison (American mink)
Lineage: Eukaryota; Metazoa; Chordata; Mammalia; Carnivora; Mustelidae
Gene: LDAH
Product: lipid droplet associated hydrolase
Exons: 7
Coding region: 127-1104 (325 amino acids)
Biological process (GO): lipid storage
Cellular component (GO): lipid droplet
Molecular function (GO): lipase activity
Source: RefSeq, a predicted model, not a curated record